This is a messenger RNA of Ilex paraguariensis (yerba mate), 2005 nucleotides long. Lineage: Eukaryota; Viridiplantae; Streptophyta; Magnoliopsida; Aquifoliales; Aquifoliaceae. The record is from the annotation of a GenBank genome assembly.
CUAAAUUUGCUUAAGUUGAUCUCUGUCGUCUCUACAGUUAAAAGAAAAAACGAUCUCUGUCGUCUCUCACUCACUCACGAAUCUCUAACCAAUCAUGGCUUCUCAGCCUUCAAGGAAGGCGAAAAAGCGAACCAGAGUUGACUCGGAACAACUCGAACGGCUCGACUCACUCCCAUGGAAUUCCUCGCUUCCCAACGACAACGACGAUGACCUUUUCUCUCUCCUCAUCGGCCCAAGCGAACUCGAAGGAGGAUUUUUAACACUUGAAGAGAUUGAUGAAUCGGAGUACGGGUUAGAAGUUCUGAAACCGGAGAGAGAAAAUUACGAGCAUAGGUUGAAAGAGAAGACGAAAUCAAAGAAACGGAAGCGAAGUGAAGGCGAUGGAGAUGUUGGGUCUGGUGGUGAGGUUGAAGAGAAGGUUGAGGAGGAGGAGGAGGAGGAGGAGGAGAGGGAAAAGGAAAUGCAAGGAAAGAAGAAGAACAAGAAGACCACGAAGAAGAAGAGGAAAAAGAAGGAGAAGAAAAUUGAAGAAACUGCAUCAACAGCAACUGUAGUUGCCGAGGGCAAGGAUGAUGGUGAUGGAGAUUCAGUUGAUGACACAGAAUAUUAUUCUUGGAAUGAACUGAGACUUCAUCCCCUACUCAUGAAAUCAAUAUACAGGCUGAAGUUCAAAGAACCAACACCUAUACAGAAAGCUUGCAUUCCUGCAGCUGCUCAUCAAGGAAAGGAUGUUGCUGGUGCUGCAGAGACUGGAUCUGGAAAAACACUUGCUUUUGGUUUGCCCAUUUUGCAACGUCUUCUUGAAGAACGAGAAAAAACUGACACGCUGCUUGCUGAAAAUGGAGAGGCGGAUGAAAAAAUUGCUUCAAGUGGUCUUUUACGGGCCCUGAUUAUUACUCCUACUAGAGAGCUUGCACUUCAGGUCACUGAUCAUCUCAAAGUUGUGGCCAAAGGCACUAAUAUAAGGGUGGUUCCUAUUGUUGGUGGCAUGUCAACAGAAAAGCAGGAAAGACUUCUGAAAACAAGGCCUGAGGUUGUUGUUGGAACUCCAGGGAGGCUAUGGGAACUUAUGUCAGGUGGAGAAAUUCAUCUUGUUGAGCUGCAUUCAUUGUCCUUCUUUGUGCUGGAUGAGGCUGAUCGCAUGAUAGAGAAUGGUCAUUUUCAUGAGUUGCGGUCCAUAAUUGACAUGCUUCCUGUUACCGCCGGAUCAAUUGAAGGGCAUUCUCAGAGUACAGAUAAUUGUGUGACAGUUUCGAGCUUCCAAAGAAAGAAGAGGCAAACUUUUGUGUUUUCUGCAACUAUUGCCCUCUCUGCUGAUUUCCGGAAAAAGCUAAAGCGUGGAUCACUAAAAUCCCAACCAAAUGAUGCAAUAAAUUCAAUAGAAGCUCUUUCUGAACGAGCAGGAAUGAGAGCCAAUGCUGCUAUUGUUGAUCUGACAAAUGUGUCAAUUGUAGCAAAUAAACUUGAGGAGUCGUGUAUUGAAUGCAGGGAAGAAGAUAAAGAUGCCUAUUUGUAUUACAUUCUAAGUGUUCAUGGACAAGGCCGCACAAUUGUCUUUUGUACAUCAAUUGCAUCUUUACGACAUAUUUCUGCUCUCUUGCGCAUUCUCAGCAUUAAUGUUUGGACUCUUCAUGCCCAGAUGCAGCAGCGAGCACGCUUGAAGGCAGUUGAUCGUUUUCGCACAAAUGAGCAUGGUAUACUUGUUGCCACUGAUGUUGCUGCAAGAGGCCUCGAUAUUCCUGGUGUCCGAACUGUUGUUCACUACCAACUUCCACAUUCAGCAGAAGUCUAUGUUCAUAGAAGUGGAAGAACUGCUAGAGCCUCUUCUGAUGGAUGUAGCAUUGCUUUAAUCUCGUCAAAUGAUACAUCAAAAUUUGCUGCUUUGUGCAAGUCAUUUUCAAAGUUGAGGGACGGUCGAAGAAGAAAGUCAGUCGAAUGGCAUGCCUCACCCUUCUGGGGUGGGGACUUUGAUACUACUUCGGUCGCCACUAAGGAAACCCUUUGA